AUGCUACACUUUAUUAGCUGCAAAACGCGGUCAAAUAACUUAUUUGAGCGGACGAACAUAGCGUCGACACUUGCGGGAUAAUAAGCAGAUAUGACAGCGUGCACGGCGUGUGUUUUAUUUAUCGGAUAAAUGAGAAGAAAUGACCUCAAGUACAGAACGGAGUGUGUACUCCCAUUUUAGUCAAGGCCAAGCGGAAGGACAGACUGUUGGGCUGUCCAGUGAAGCAAUCCUGCCAUGCGUGAAUACAAGCUCGUGGUGUUAGGCUCUGGAGGUGUGGGCAAAUCCGCUCUGACAGUUCAGUUUGUACAGGGAAUCUUUGUGGAAAAAUAUGACCCUACAAUAGAAGACUCGUACAGAAAGCAAGUGGAGGUAGACGGGCAGCAAUGUAUGCUUGAAAUUCUUGACACAGCAGGCACAGAGCAGUUCACAGCAAUGAGGGACCUGUAUAUGAAGAACGGCCAAGGCUUUGCCUUGGUAUACUCCAUCACAGCACAGUCCACCUUCAACGACCUCCAGGACCUGAGAGAACAGAUUCUACGAGUAAAGGACACAGAGGAUGUGCCAAUGAUCCUGGUGGGGAACAAGUGUGACUUGGAGGAUGAGCGUGUGGUGGGGAAGGAGCAGGGCCAGAACCUGGCCAGACAGUGGAACCACUGUGCCUUUUUAGAGUCUUCUGCUAAGUCAAAGAUCAACGUCCUCGAUAUCUUCUAUGACCUGGUCAGACAAAUAAAUAGAAAAACGCCAGUGGAAAAGAAGAAGGCGAAAAAGAAAUCCAACUGUAUCCUGCUUUAAAGACCCCCACCCCCAGCCCCUGCAGCAGCUCUGAGCCAGAAAUGCUGUAAUGAAGAACUGUUGCUCCGAUUGGAACGUGCCAGCAUUCCAACAGCCCCGACCCCUUCCCUCCAUCAGCUAUAAACGGUGACUGACUGAACUGAUCAUAUCGAAGAUGAGGAUGAGACGAGAGAUGGAGAGAAUAAAAAGAAAGACAGUAAGAGAGAAGACUGGUCUCUCCCCUCUGAGGACUUCCCUCUGACUCAAUUUCAGUGUGAACCCUGAACAGACGGUCUCCAUUUCUGCAUCAACCAACACCACAAACUGAUGAUGAUGAUGAUAAAAGCCCAGCAAAGCAUCUGAAAGUAUAUUUAAAAAGUGUCCAUGAGCUGCCUCUGUGGCCCGAAAGCAGCCCCCUAAUUUUCAUUUUUUGAGAGUUUAACAGGAAUAACAGCAAUGCAUAAGGAAGACAAACUCGGAUUCAGUGUUUCACAUCUUUUUCAAUACUGCGUUUGAAAGACAUGGAAGUUGACCUCUUUAGUUGUAUGAUUAUAAAUAUUCUUCAAAAACGAGCAUGAAAACAUGGAUUAGUUAUUCAGUGUAGAUGUUUUCAAGUGGAAAAGAGAUUUUUAUAGCCAUACACAAAUUCUCCAUGCCUGUCAUGUCAAUGAUGAUAGAGCAAGGUUUAUAUGUAUUAUUAUUUUUAUUGUAUAUUUUUCUUAGUUUGCCCAGUUGUUCAUGAACUUCUCUUCUGCAAAUAUCUCUCUGAUGUGACUUAAUUUUAUACUCAGUCACUGGGAUUUCAUGGCUCCUAUAAUAUAUUCUCAUGCCAUUUUUUUGCAUAAUAAUGCUUCAGAAAGUCUUUUAUAGAAGAAAUAAAGGAUUGAUUUCUAUGUCUCUUGAAGCCGAAAUAUAUUAUACUAAACCAACUCUAAUGAUGCUUCUUGUUUUUCUGUCAGUGAUGUUCCAGCUUUUAUGGAUUAUUAAACUGCAUUUUAGUACAUUUUCA
Monopterus albus (swamp eel) is the source of this 1780-nucleotide messenger RNA. Its product is annotated as ras-related protein Rap-1A. Lineage: Eukaryota; Metazoa; Chordata; Actinopteri; Synbranchiformes; Synbranchidae. The transcript is spliced from 8 exons. Gene Ontology annotation, cellular component: membrane. The record is from RefSeq and is a predicted model, not a curated record. Gene Ontology annotation, molecular function: GTPase activity; GTP binding. Gene Ontology annotation, biological process: Rap protein signal transduction. Bases 235 to 792 code for a protein of 185 amino acids.